This is a messenger RNA of Caenorhabditis auriculariae, 5513 nucleotides long. The record is from the annotation of a GenBank genome assembly. NCBI's taxonomy places the organism in Eukaryota, Metazoa, Nematoda, Chromadorea, Rhabditida, Rhabditidae.
AUGAGCGUCGACCAUGACUACGCUUAUGCAGCUUCGACGGGUAAAACGAAUGGUUCCAAUAUCGGUCAGUCCUCGUCACAGCAAGGUGAGAGUUUUGAAAGAGCACGUUUUUUAUGUUCAGCUUUUUUUUUGCUAUGAAUGAGUAACCAGUAUAGAGGGAGAGGAUAGUUCGACGAUUUUAUGUCUGGAAAAUUGCUUCUCGUUUCAGCUCGAACAACUGCGAGCGUUGGCCAUCAUUCAUUUGCGGUUGGCGGUGCGCAGCGAAUUCAAAACACGAUAGUGACGACCUCUGAGGGAAGGUUUGUGUGAGUUUCCGAUUCUUUCUGCCACGGUUCGGUCAGGCCGGUGAUCGUCGGGACGCGACCUCUUCAAGCAGGUGUCGUUCAUCAGCAGCCCAUACGACCGACUCCUCUUCCGAUGGAAGCUGGCCGUACGACGAUUCAGACGACGAAUCGCCUUGUUCAACAGCCCAAUCGGAGCAUCAUUCAACAGCCAUCGGGUUCCCAGAUCCCACGGACAUCUUACGUUGUCGUCACCUCUACGCCCACGACUCAUCAAAACGUAAUUUUUUUGGGAAAUUAUAAAGGAGCGAAAAACCCCUAUUUUAAAGUUUUUCAAGCUUCAAUUUCAAAAAAUAUUUUACUAAAGAUUGAAUGAGCAUACAAAUUCUAUCACUUUUAACUGUGGGGUUCAUUUUCUCAAUCUUCAAAAUUAUCUGCUCCAGGUUUUAGAGGAACGAAGUUUUUUCUCUGAGCAGGAUACAGCUUCUCUAUUCUUUCAGUCGGCUUUCGAUAUCAAAAAAACCUUGUUUCCGCCGUUUUUUUUAAAGGUUUCAUCUCAUAAGUUCACAAGUUUGGAAAGACGUUCUAUCGACAAUGAAACUCGGCUGUAUUGUAUUGUUAACCGAUUGAGAAACUUUCUUCUUCUAAUUUCGAUUCACUCAUUUGAUAAAUCUGAGACUUCAGAUGCAAUAUGCUCCUGUGAAAUCGGUUGUAACUUCCGCAGGAAAUCCUCAAAUAAUCCGAACUCAGGUUAUUCAAAAUCCAGGACAACAUAUCUCCGCUUUUCGUACGUUUUCUUUAUACUUUUUCUGCUCUGAACAUUGUUUCGGUGUCGCAUUCAGAACGCAUCUAUCAUUUAGAUCAUAUGUUGUAUUUAGAAGGUACUCAGCAGCUAGUUGGAAACAACGGACAAGGUCAAAACCUCCAGAACCAGCUGGUUUUCGUGCAAAAUAGGAACAACUCUUUCGGGAUGAAUUUGGCGAUUCCGUUGAGAGAACCGACCCCUGAACCGGUCAGUUUUUUGAAAUUUUUUUCACUCAAGUCGUAUUUUUCAAGUUCUAAGCAUCAUAUUUCUGUUUUCUUAUGAUUUGAGUGUAUGAACCAUAAGGGAUCCGGUUUAAGAAAAAAAAAACCAGAGAAAUUACCUCAGAAAUCUCACUCUAGAUUUGUUCUAACCCUAGCCCAAAUUCAAAAUGUCGCAUUUUUUCCAUCAUCAAGUAUUCAGUUCGAAAAAAUUUGAAAAGCAACUAAUUUGUUGAAAAGUUGUAAAAAGUUAGUUCAAUAUUGAAUAAAGGAUGAAAACGAAUGAAUUCGGCCCGCGAGCAGGAAAACUCUGCGGAUGAUAUAUUUUUAUGGAUGGCCGCAAUUCGCAAAAAAAAAAAUUCAAAAAAAAGUUUUGGCAAAAGCUUGAAGGGAGUCCACGAAUCCAAGAUUAGCCUACAUAUUCUUGCUUUUUUGUAAUCAUUUUCGUUUUGAAAAAAAUUGUUCAUUUUGUACAUGUACACAAUUUAAGCUGCAAGAUUUUGAACGGUUUUCACAAAUGCUCUUAUUUUGCCCCUAAUCAAUUUGGCCGCAGCUCUCAAGAAGCCGAUUCCAGGUGGUGGUGAAGGAAGAGCCGCUAGAAGUGAAAGAGGAAGUGAAAGAAGAGCCACUGUCCGAAGACCUCGCAGGGGACAUCGACAUUCAGGUGAGUGGACGCCGAUGUGACGUCAUCUGCUCUUCAGAUCCGCAACGUUGUCUGCAACUACACGCUCCCGCUUCACAUCGACCUCCGUCGGCUCGCCCUCAACAGUAACAACGUCACUUACGACAGAGGAAGAGGGGUCUCUUUCUAUUUUCAUCUCGCAAAGCUGUUUUUUCCAUCUAAUGAAAACAAUCAUCAAUUUUUCUGUUCCUCAUAUAAUUCAUUAUCGUCAAAGCUGGGAACAGCUCGUUUUGUUUGUGAUUUUUUCCUUCAGAGUUCUAGAGCGAGAGAAGCAACUCUUUAACAAGAGAUUGUCAGUGAAAAAUUUGUAAGACGCAGAAAAACACAACUAAACAAAAAUAUUCUUACCAAUCGCUCAAUCAUUUAUUGAUUUUCGAGUAUUUACUAGGGAACGUUUUUUACCCCCCGGUUAAACUUUUGCUGAAACUUUGCCGAAGUGUACUUUAGGACCCCCUGAUUCCAGAACAAAAAGAAAAUUUCUCGCAAUAGAUCUCGUUUUCGAGUUAGGACACUUCAAAAGCCCGAAAUAGCGCUUUUUUGGCCUAAUUUGCGUAUUUUGCACACUUUGAAGCUCCAUAACUGGGAAACAAGAUCUAUUGCGAGAAAUAUUCUUCUUGAUCUGCAAUCACAGGGUCCUAAAGUACACUUCAGCAAAGUUUCAGCAAAAGUUCAACCGGGGGGUAAAAAACGUUCCCUGGUUAGCUUUUUCAUUGAAGGACUUUUCCAUCGCAAAUUCGAUUCAGUAUUAUCAACUUUUGCUCAGCUUUCUACAGCUGAAUGAGUUUAGUAGACAGCGCUUGGAAAGUUAGCUUUUAUCACUCCAUAGGAUAAGUCGGAAAUGGUCGAAAAGGCUCCAUAGAAAUUUUCUUUUUAGGAUGACGAAGGUUCCUUUUUUGCUUGUUUUUUUGGGUCAUUUCAUCGGCUCUUGUGCACCAUUUUUGCUGCCUCUCCCUUUUUUUAAAUUCCAGAAAAAAAAUGGUCGAUAAAGAGAUUCUUUUUGCUGCCUUCCUGCGGCCUUUUUCGAGCCUCUCUCUUUUAGCGAUUAUUAUCCACCAUUCCGACUUUUCCCUAGUCGGAAGUUGCUUUUUUGCACUCUAUGAACGAAGCAUUUCUAGUUUUGCAAUUGUUCUGUAAAAUAUGUAAUUAUGUGGAGUGAUCCUUUCUUUUAAAGGUGAUGAUGAAGCAAAAGCGAGAUCCUAACUGUUACGUCAAAGUCUACAGUUCUGGCAAGGUUUAUAUCGUCGGUUGUCGGAGGUGAACCCGAUCACAAAGAGAAAAAAAAAUAAUAAGAAGGAAGUUUUAGCGAAAUUGACUGUAAAAGAGCAGCUCGGUCUAUCGCAAGACAUGUGCAGCGCGUUAUGGGCAAGCUGGAAUCGAGCAUCCGGAUAAGAAACUACAAGGUUUUUUCAAACAAAAAAGAACCUUUCAUUAGUUUCGUGAAAAUUCCGUUUGAAAAAACAUCUAGAAUCAAAAGCGUUCAUCACAUCAGUGGGCUAUACACUAGAUUUAAUCUCCUGCUUCAUUUGGAUAGUACAACCUUUUUUUCAUAUAUAGUAGAUUUUCAUUGGAAAGAGCCUAACUGUAAAUAUUUAUCUGAAGACUUUAUUUUUUUCUUUCAGGUGAAUAACGUGUUGGCGACGUGUCGGUUACCUUUCGGCAUCAAAAUUGAGGAGGUUUGACGCCAGUUCCGCUCGAAAUUGAGUGUAAACGUUGUAGCUUGCUCAAAAGUACCCGGCGAACGCGCAAUACGAACCGGAAUUGUCGGUGGGCCUCGUCUGGCGCUCCACCGACCCCAAGGCGACCCUUCGCAUCCACACAACUGGCUCCAUUACCGUCACUGGAGGUUUCUCCAUUCAUUUUUUGUUGGACGUUUCCGUUCGAUAAAGUUUCUAAUCAGUUAGGGAAAUUAAGAUCGAAGGCAGAUAAGGGAUUUAGGAGGACUGGUCCCCUCGGUUAAAAUUUAGAGGAAAGUUCCGUGUUUUUGAAUACCCCUGAUUUCAAAAUAAAAAUUUUUUCGGCUAUCUCUUAUAGUUGAAUUAUGAGGCUUCAAAGUAUACAAUCUACAGAAACUAUUGAGGAAAAUAACUUUUUUUUAAGCUUUGGAAGUUUCAUAACGCGACACUGGAAGUCGAGAAAUGUCCUCCUCGUUUUUGAAUUCGGAAGAACUUGAAGUAACUUCAGCCAAGUUUUAUCAUAGGUCAAGCGUCUUCGUCGCUGCAUUAAUGAAAGAAAAUCCAUAUUUAAAUCUAACAGAAAAAGGCCUAAUAACAGAGUAAAUACCUUUACGAGAAAAUGUUGGUUCAAUUUUAUGAAAAUGAGACGAAAUUGAACGAGAAUGAGACAUACGCAGACCGCAGUUCUCACUUGGAUAGGUUUCUCGUUGACUUUCUUCCUUUUUUUGUGGUAUUGAACGGUUUACAGUCUUCAUUGAGAAGAUCAGAAAAGGUACCAAUUGGAAGAGAAGAAAAAGUUUUAAGCACAUUCGGAAGAAGCCGUCAUGCGGGUUAUCGAGGACAUUUGGCCGAUCGCCCUCGAGUUCCGCUGCAUGGACCGCGCUCGCGGCAAAGCCAAGGCGCCCAAAAAGCGCCGCGCCGCUCCUUCGUCUGCCUACAGGUAUCUUCUUCUUCACAGAAAAGUCUUUUUCUGAGGCCGUAUGCAAUGAAGUGGAAAACGAUUUCCGCCAUUUUCCUGAAAAUUGAAAAGGCCUUAAACUCGCCUGGAUAUCAUUUUUUCCACUUCAUCUGAUGUAAUAAGGCUUUAUAAGAAGAUUCGGAUAGAGUAGAAACAAAUUCAGUCUAAAAAAGACUAAUUGUAGCCAUUUACGAGUUUCAGGAAAAUGGUGGAAAACCAUUUUCCACUUUAUUGUAUACGGCCUCUGAUUCGUAAAAAGAGGAAAUUAAAUGAUUUUCGAAUUUUUUUUUUUAAAUAAAAAAGUACGCUAUUUAAGACCGAUCAAAAAAGAACGUUUCGACGAUGGUUAUGAGAAGAAUUACAGCAGCUCUGGAGUCGUGGGCAACAAGGUGAGUCAUCAGUUUUUUUAUUUUGUACACUGAAACUUUACUUGAAAAAUGCAUCAUUCAUAUAAAUUUAUAAAAACGAUAAACUAUACUUUUUUUAUAAUUUUUUUCAGAUUUGCUUAGUCUUCUGUUUUGAAAUGGAAAAAAAUACUAUUUAGUAAAAAUCUAAACUUUGAAUUUGAGAAAUAUUAUGAAACACUGGGCAGUUGAGUGCUUCAAUUCUUUAAUUACUAUUAAUUUCACAAUUAUCAAAAAAAUUUCAAAUAUUUAUAAACCAAAUAUCUCUCAUCUACGACAAUUGGACGACUCUGAGUUCAACGAAAUGAUAUCUAAAAAAUAUUUUGAAACUUUGAAGUCGUAUGACCUUGAAUCGAUGAUAACAAUGGAGAACAUCUUUGAGAAAAAAAAACGGUUCAGGGUUUUUUCAAAGCAAUUAUCUAAAAGUUGCAGGUGUACUUUUCUGACGAGGACGACAUUUACCAGGAAGAAGACUUGGAUCUUGAGGAUUGA